UUUUCAGUCAAUGCGGUUGGAAACCAUUCAGGUAACAGCUCUAGAUCUCCGACCCCACCUCCUUUGAGUUCGCAGUGGGACACGCCGCCAGUGGAAUCAAGUCAAAACUUUUGGAAGCAACACCUUGUCCAGAUCACAUACUUCCCAUUCUUCUGACUCUGUGGCAAGGAGCAGCAUUACAAACAACAGCCACCCAGCUCCUGGAAGCAACACCUCAUCUAAAUCUUCCCAUUCUUCUGACUCAGUGGCAAGGAGCAGCAACAACACCCCAGCUCCUCCUCUGGAUCCUCCCCUGAGUUGUGGAUCUAGCAGCUCAUUUGUGACACCAUCAAGCUCCAAAAUCAAAUAUAUGAACAAUAAAGUGUCUCUGCCGCAAAGUUCAAAUUCCAAAACAGGGUACAAGUCUCCUCCUGGCCCGGCCUCUCCUUCAUCAAGUCACAGAAAGAGCCAGUCUGAAAUUGAAUCAACGAGAUUCACUAAAGAUCACGACCAUCAGAAUUAUAUUAAGUUAGGAAAGUACAUCAGAGAAAAGUUCCAUAACCAGCAAAUAUGUGAUGUAGCCUUUAAGGUCGGGGACAAACUAAUUCCUACCCAUAAAAUUGUAUUGGCUUCACAAAGCCCACUCUUUGCUACUUUAUUUGAAGAGAAGGCAUUUCAUUAUGAUGCAGCUACCCCUAAAAUUAUAAAAGUGCGGGGAGUGGCAGAAAAGUCAGUACUGGCAUUUCUAGAGUUUUUAUAUUCUGGAACAAUUGAGAUCGAGCCAACCACCAUUUCUGAUCUCCUCAAACUUUCAAGUGCCUUUAAAGUCCAUGAUAUUAAAAAACUGUGCAUGAAUCAUAUAACUCUUGCAAGUUAUGAAGAAUUGCUGAAAAUUCUAACAAUUGUCAAAAGCAUCAAGGAAGAGGAUUAUUGCGAGAAAAUCUUAAGUGUGAUAGCAAAGAACUUUAUCAAAGUGAAAGAGACUAGCUCCUUUUAUGAAUUAAAUAAAGAGACACUAUGCUUGAUCCUGGAACAGGACUCAUUAAACACAAAGUCAGAAUUGGAUGUUUUUACCUCCGUUAUUUCGUGGAUACAGCACCACGAUUAUGAAGUUACAAUUCAAUAUUUUGAGGAACUCUUAUUUUACGUCAGGUUCCCUCUUAUGUCUCAAAAGGAGCUGUUCAGAUGUUUUAAAAUCUUUAAACCUUUACGUAAUUACAAGAAAGUUGUUGAGAUGAUCGCUAUGGCCAACUGGAUUCAGACCUCCCAAUCUUUAGAUCAGGAUGAUCCAUUGGAGAAUCAGCUUCCUAAGGAAAGGAAUGGUACAGCAAGCAGUCCAAGUGUUAACAGCUUCAUAAAAACCAAUUCGAGCACUGUCAUGAAGGAGCCCCCAUUGGAAAUACAGAUGUGUCCAAUGCCAGACAGUAUGGCUCAUGAUCUAAAUAUGCAUGCUAGAUCAUCAUCAAGUCAGGACUUUGCUCAGGUUGAGAAGUAUGAAGCCCCAAAAAGCAAAACCUUCACACGCAGGAAGGUCAAAGACCUUAAGAAAGAAAACAUCAGGAGGACUGGAAGAAAAAUUCCGAAGGAUUCCCCCAUUCGACAGCUAUCAUCCUUGAAUUUUUAAUUUUCUGUAAUUCUGCAAUCAUUAUUUGUUUGUUUAAUAAGUGUUAAAUGUAGUUUUAGUAUUCUGUUUUAUUCUGUUCGUCAGGGGUUUUUAAUCUAGCAUUAUUUUUAAUUUCUUAAAAUUGAAGUAAUA
This is a messenger RNA of Saccostrea cuccullata (small rock oyster), 1735 nucleotides long. RefSeq names its product kelch-like protein 28. The coding region runs from base 350 to 1603 and encodes 417 amino acids. Gene Ontology annotation, molecular function: protein binding. The record is from RefSeq and is a predicted model, not a curated record. The transcript is spliced from 5 exons. Lineage: Eukaryota; Metazoa; Mollusca; Bivalvia; Ostreida; Ostreidae.